This is a messenger RNA of Diachasmimorpha longicaudata, 5127 nucleotides long. It is a transcript of the gene 128up, whose product is annotated as GTP-binding protein 128up. The record is from RefSeq and is a predicted model, not a curated record. The coding region runs from base 145 to 1248 and encodes 367 amino acids. Gene Ontology annotation, molecular function: GTPase activity; GTP binding. The transcript has 7 exons. Gene Ontology annotation, cellular component: cytoplasm. Gene Ontology annotation, biological process: cytoplasmic translation. NCBI's taxonomy places the organism in Eukaryota, Metazoa, Arthropoda, Insecta, Hymenoptera, Braconidae.
UAGUGUGCUGUGGUCGUUCUGCACGUGUCAUAACUCAAACUCUCCAUAUUUUUGGAUUAUGCUUAUUCCCUGAGUGAAUUAAAAUAAAAAUCAGUCAUUUCAACAGAUUAAUUUCCCCGGAUUGUUCACCAGACAUCAGGAAAAAUGAGUACGAUACUGGAAAAAAUCGCCGCCAUCGAGCAGGAGAUGGGCCGGACCCAGAAGAACAAAGCAACUUCUGGCCACUUAGCUAUGCUUAAAGCAAAACUAGCUAAACUUCGACGUGAAUUAAUUACCCCAAAAGGAGGUGGUGGUGGUGGUGAGCAGGGUUUUGAAGUGGCUAAAACAGGUGAUGCUAGAAUAGGUUUUGUCGGCUUUCCAUCUGUGGGGAAGUCAACUUUACUCAGUACUUUGGCUGGAGUUUAUUCCGAAGUUGCUGCUUAUGAAUUUACAACGCUAACGACAGUUCCUGGAUGUAUUAAGUAUAAGGGGGCUAAAAUUCAGUUACUCGAUCUUCCUGGAAUUAUCGAAGGUGCUAAGGAUGGAAAGGGUCGAGGACGACAAGUUAUCGCUGUUGCAAGAACUUGCAGUCUGAUAUUCAUUGUCCUCGAUGUAUUGAAGCCUCUGGGACAUAAACGACUUAUAGAGCACGAGUUGGAGGGCUUUGGACUUCGGUUGAACAAGCAGCCACCCAACAUUAAUUUUCGGAAGAAAGACAAGGGUGGAAUCAACCUCCAGACGAUGUGUGCCCAAUCAGAAUUGGAUUUAGAGACAGUCAAGACUGUUCUAGCCGAGUACAGAAUUCACAAUGCGGAUAUAACGUUGAGAUACGACGCAACAGCGGACGAUCUCAUAGACGUCAUCGAGGGAAAUCGUGUCUACGUUCCCUGCAUUUAUUUACUCAAUAAAAUCGAUCAGAUAAGCAUCGAGGAACUGGACAUUAUUUACAAGAUCCCCCACUGUGUCCCAAUUUCCGCCCAUCAUAAGUGGAACUUUGACGAUUUACUGGAGAAAAUGUGGGAUUAUCUUCAGUUAGUUAGAAUCUACACAAAACCAAAGGGUCAAUUGCCAGAUUAUAAUUCGCCUGUGGUACUCAAUACAGAUCGAAGAACAGUAGAAGAUUUUUGCAACAAGCUCCAUCGAUCGAUCGCUAAGGAAUUCAAAUACGCUCUCGUAUGGGGAUCGUCCGUGAAACAUCAGCCCCAGAAAGUCGGAAAGGAUCACGUCCUGUCCGAUGAAGAUGUCGUGCAAAUAGUGAAGAAAGUUUGAUUAAACACUGUGUUUAUCUUUUGGAUUUUAAUAACCAAGACAGAGAGGUUGAAUUAUGAUAUUCGAUGAAUAAAAGGUACAGUGGAUUCUUUUAUACGAACUUCAUAAAAAAAAGAACUGCAUUCGGACUUAUCGACGAACUGAGGUUUCGAGUAGUUCGCAAAUUUCAUUGUAAUAUACUUAUGAGAAUAAAGUGGAUAAUUGAACGCGUUCAUCGAGUGUAAAAAAGUCAGCACUACGACUAUUAUUAAUCUUUCAAAUCCUUGAAUUAUUUAUUCGAGUUCACAAGGACUUGAGAACGUAGUCCUUUCUCUGUUGAUCCAACAAUUUCUCCAGGUGAUUGCACCUGUUUUUGGAUUCAUCAGCUUCUUUGCAUAUUUUGGUGAUCACCAAGUCCUUCUGCGUCAUUAUUAACUUGACCCUAUGAAAAAAAAAAUUGGUAAAAUUGAUUGAAUUAUGGGUAAGAAUAUAAAAAAAAUUCACCUGCUGUACACCUGAGCCAUGUGGGACUCUUGGUUGCUGUUUAUCUCUGAUAUUUCUCGGUAUAAAGAGGAUAUUCUCUCCUCCAGCUCUCGUUUCUCGUACUCAAUCUCCUGUCUAGCUAAAUUCCUUGCGUGAUCCUUCUCUCUAGUCAAUUUUUCCACCAUCUGGGGACGAAUAAACAAUUAUUGAAUCAACCUCUCAAUGUUAGGAAUCGAAAUAUUAAAGGAUAAUUACGCGAUUGGAUUCAUUCAAAUCAGCCAAGGAUUUUCCCAGUUUAGUUUCUAUUUUUUCGAUGUCAAUUUGAAGAUUUUCAAGUUUCUCCUCGGUUUUCAUCAAUUUUUCUCUCGUCAGUUUCUCGUUUUCCUGCCAAAUCUCUAAAUCAGCUUCGUAUUUUUCCUUCAUACAUCUAGAAUGAAAAACAUCUUCAUAAAUAGUAAAUAAUGAAUAAUAAAUAAUAAAUAAUGACCAAACCUUAAUUUAUUAUCAGCACAUUUUUGCAUAUUAGUCUUCAUUUCUCUCGUUUCCCUCUCCAAUCUCUCGAUAACGAGUUCAAUCUGUCUGUCCCUCUCUCGAUCGCACUCAUCACGAAUCCUAGCCUCUGACAUCUCAAAUUUCACCAGCUGUUGCCUCUUGAAAUUCUCCAUCAACGUGUCUCGCUCAGCGCUGACUGUCUCCUUUAAAUUCUGUUUUUCAAUCUCAUUCUGCUUCAUCAAUUUGGCAAUUUUCUCCUGCGGAAAAAAACCAUUAGGCUCCCUCCAGUCAUCUCCAGUUGCAUCAAUAGAAUCAUCAAACCUGAGAUUCAUCAGAGAUGCAGCGGACAGCAGCUUCGUGAUCUUUAGUUUUUCUCGCAAGUUCCUCAGAAAAUUCCUCUUUCUCUUUCUGGAGUUGCUCGAAGUACUUUCUCUGCUGGAUCUGCAUGAGCCUCUCCUGCUCGUCAAACUUCUCCUGGAACCUCGCCCUGAGGGCCUCCCUCUCCUGAGCAGCGAGCUUGUCGUGACUCUCUGUUAAUUCUAAUCGCAGUUGCUCCAGUUGUUGAUUUGAUCUGCGAAUAGUUCUCAGCUCCACGUCCUGGAGUUCCUUCAUGUGAGCACUUCUGAUGUCCUGGAUUUCCUGCUGGUGCUGGUCCACCAUUGAACGCAACUCUGGCUCCAGACCUUUGACAGUCAUCUCCUGUCAACAGAAUUAAGUAACCGCGUUGUCAAUUGGGUAGCAAAGUGGUAAAACGAGAUAUGUCAGUUUUGACUAUUGAAGAUGUUUUGAUGAAUAUCUUGGAAUCUAGAGGAGAUAGGAAAAUUUGUGUCAUGACCUUUUUUGCAGAGCGAAGUGAGUACUACAAAAAAUGUAAUAACGAAAAUGUCGCUAAUUCACUUAGAUUAGGAGAUAUCGUUCCAAAACUCAACGAGGAAAAAAUCGAUUGAUCUCGUUUACCAUUUUGCAACUGAAAUUUUAUGUUAAUAGUUUUUGGUAAAUAUCUAGAAAUCUAGGGGCGAGCGCAUUGAGAACUAUAAACAAUUUUUGUAGAGCCCAUUGUGAACUAUAAACAAUUUCGCUAUCUCUCUUAAAUUUGAAAAUAUCACUGAACAACUUGACUCAGAAAUAAGUCAACUGAUCUCGUCUCGCCACUUCGCUCCUGACUUUUUCUUUUUGUUAUUGUUUUUUAUAAAAAUAAUUCACUUUGAUUUUGGAUGUCUUGGAUUCCAGCCACCGUUCCCUACGAAUUUUCUCCGAGGCCAUGCACAUUUCCCUGGCCCUCUGCACCUCCACGCCGUGUCUCUCCCCGACGAUCUUCAAAUCCUUCUGGAAUUUCGUCUCCAUAUCUUUGAUUUUAUGCGCCAAAACGUUGCACUUCUCCGUCAGCUCUCUCUUCUCUCGGAUCAACUGUUCGAUGAACUUUUGGUGUCGCUUUAUGACAUUCUGAUAUUUAUUUUUCUGCGUCUGCAUCUCUUCCCGAUGGCUUUUGCUGUCAUCAUUCAGUUUAUCACAUGCAAUUUUCCUCUCGUUCCUCAGCUCCUCUUUCAAAACCUUUAUCGUCGCCUCUCGAUCUUCAAGUUUUAAACGUAUUGUCGCUAAUUCCUCUCUCACCACUUCCGAAGGCAUUUUAGAAUCAUCUCUGUUCCUAGGAGCAUUGAGUCAUUAAAUUCUCUGGGUACAAAGUUGAUCAUUAAAAUAGAAAAAUCCAUUCGUUAAUGAGUACCUCAAAAUUGUUCGCUCGCAGAUGAUUUGGCUCUCAUUAAAUAACUCCUGAAUGUCUCCAUCGUUUAGAGAAUGAUCAGGAAUAAUGCAAUCGGUUUCCAAGGUUCCCAAAAAUGUCAUGAUGUCGUCGUACGUUGAACGAGAGAAUGGUCUCGUUUGCGAGUCAUCUCUUUCUGGUAAAACCUUUCGAAUAAAUAAUUAGUUAUUCCAUGAUGUUCAUCAUUCCCUCAUUAAAAAAAUACAUCGAUACAUUCUUAUUUCAUCAAUUUCAUCAUUAAAAAUAAAAUAUAUCAAUUAAAAAAAUCCAGAGACAGUCAGAGACUGAAUAUCACCUGAUCUGGAACAUUAACACGAGCAGAAACCGAGGCCUCUUCAACGGGGAUGAACGCUGUCUGGACAGGUAAGACUUCACAUUCCUGUCCUAAAUUCAUCUCCAAAUCAUCGAUCAUACUGCAGAGCUGUUCGAAAGAACAGGCAUCCGUUUCGAUCACAUUUUGAUUACAAUCAGAGGAACAAUCGAUUCCCCGUUUGGUGUCCCCCGAGUCAAUGAACUGGGACUUCAAAUCAUCCUGAGAGCAAUCCAGGCAUUUAUCUCUCUCAUUUUUUCGAUUAUUUUCCUUGACCACCUUGGACGCAUCCCUCGAUGUGCUCCUGCCCUUCCUGGAUGUCUUCUUAACCCCGAAUAAUUUAUUUAUCGGUGGCUUUCCACUAACUUUCGGAUGUUCGAUGUUAAUCAUCGCACAGUCACUCGUUUUUUUCUGUUAUUUCUAGUCUAAUGACUUUUUUAUUUGUUUCUUGAUGAGAAAAUAGAAUCGAUGGAUGAUUAAUCGCGUCUAAAUGUUGCCAGGGGCGACCGCGGUAAGUUCAAAUGCUUCUGACAACGCGGGGCGUGUUUACAUUGCAAAAUAGUCAGCGACACGAAACGAAUAUCGUUGCCAUGAUGGAUUUGGGAAGCGCUCCAAUGGCUCCAAUGCCUUCAGUUCGUUUGCUUCUGUCACUUUUGUUGCCCUAUCCUAACCUAUGAGCUUCGAGGGAGUUUGAAAAAAUAGUUAAUACUAGGGGCAACACAUUUUAAAUAAUUAAAAAUUUAGUGGAAAGAUAUUUAUCAUGAUGUCGCGAUCGGUGAGAGCUGAGACUCGGAGUCGUGCCAAAGAUGACAUUAAACGUGUUAUGCAGGUCGUCGACAAGGUUCGACAUUGGUAA